CCGUGCUCCCUCGGCGGCAGCGGGGCCGGGCAGGUUGGCGUCCAAGCCGACACAGCCCGUGCCGCGUCCGGCUCCGCUCGCCGCCUCCCCGCCCGCCUCCCGUCAGGGGCUCCCCGCUCCUCCCCGCCCAGGAGGCGGGAGCCCGCCGCACAGCGGGAAGCGAGCGGGGCAGAGCGGCCGCGCUGCCCGGCGGAGCACCAUGUUGGAGUCCAUCCGUGUCACCGAAAAACUUCACUGGCCUAAGACAGAGCUUUCCAAGAAGUCAGUCCUGAGUCCGGAAGAGCAUAAGCUGAACGCCAGCAAUGAGAACAACCCCCAGCACCCACCUUCUGGGAUCCUUAAGGACAUUUUCACCACUGGAACCAGUAGCUACAAUGUCCUUCUGCAAAGCAAAGAGGAGAAAAAACACCACUCCCAAAAGCAGUCGUCAGCUCACCACAAGAAGCACAGAAGAACCGCCAAGUGCUCCGUCAGCCUGCGAGGCCCCGAGCCCCGCAGGCUCCAGGCGCCGCUGCCUCUGCUCAGCAGCGGGUGGUACUGCUCCAGCAGACAGCCGCCGCUGCUGCUCACCGCGCCACUGCCUGCCAGCAGGAAGCUCACCAACAGCGGCUCGGCUGCGGGGAGCGGCGCGGGACUGCCGCCUCGACCCAGGAGCAGAACUAAGAGGCAUUUUAAUCUACCAAAGCCUAAGCCGUCCCAGUCCUCAAAAAUCCACGGGAGAGAAGGCGAUGCCUCCAGCCGCAAGCUCUGUUUAUUGACUGCCAUCAAACCUUCCAAUGUGGAGAAAGAGAAGAUGAAAUUCUUCCAGUCGGAUUUCACAUACAACCCUCAGUUUGAAUACGCAAACCCUGCUCUGCCAAACGUGUUAGCUAAGCACAGCCACGCCUCUGACAGAUUUCUUAAGCAGUCCAUCAACAUUAUGGAGAGGACAUUGCAGAAAUAUGGAAGCUACGAGAAGUUUGAGCAGGCCACUGGAGGCAGCUUGCUGACCAAAAGCCGCAUCUGGAACCACGUCAGGAAGUACAUGGUGAAAGAAGGCUGCCUGGGGGAGAUUGUGGUCCAUCUCACGGAGGACCUGCUAUCUCGAGCCUCCAUGACGGUGGUGAACGGCCGCCCCACUCUCACUAUCAACGUCUCCACGGCACGGGAGCACUGGCUGGAAGGGAUGCUGAGACAUGAGAUUGGAACUCAUUACUUUCGGGGCUUUAACAACAGCAGCCAGCCUUGGUGCAACUGGAACGGGCGCAGGAAACACGGGCUAAAACCCAUCAACCCUACAGAAGAGGGGCUGGCGAGCAUCCACAGUGUCCUGUUCCGCAAAGACCCUUUCCUUUGGAGAGCUGCCCUCCUCUACUACACGGUGUAUCAGGCCAGCCAGAUGUCCUUCAGUCAGCUUUUCCAGGACCUGGGCAGAUUUGUCAAGGACCCCAACACCAGGUGGGAUUACUGCGUACGAGCCAAGAGAGGCUGGACUGACACGUCACAGCCAGGCUGUUUCAAUAAGGACCAGGUGUACUUGGAUGGCAUCCUCCGAAUCCUGAGAUACAGGGAGUCCAUUGAUUUCCACCUCCUGACAGCCCUUGGGAAGAUCUCGUACGAGGACGUGGAGCGCCUGAAGGGAUUCGCCGUGGUGGAGAACGUGAGGGUCCCACACUUCCUGCAGGAUCACGCUCGCUACAUGGAGCACUUGCAGAAGAUCAUGGAAGUCAAUGAGCUGACUGACCAGGAGCUCCAGGAUCUCAUAAAUUAACAGUUACCAGCCCUCUAGUCACUUCCUCUGGCAGGGUGCAGAGCUGGACUGGCCAGAGCUUGCAAAGAUGGACAUGAGAGGGGUGAGGUGGGAGGGAAGGGUGGCCCAGAGGCUACAGAAUUUGGAAGAAAAGCCCCUUUAUGUUCCUUUUCCCUUUGUGAUGGUGUAUAGUGCUCUUUUUUUAAAGGGUUUGUGUAAAA
Molecule: messenger RNA, 1950 nt
Organism: Colius striatus (speckled mousebird)
Lineage: Eukaryota; Metazoa; Chordata; Aves; Coliiformes; Coliidae
Gene: MATCAP2
Product: microtubule associated tyrosine carboxypeptidase 2
Exons: 7
Coding region: 200-1750 (516 amino acids)
Source: RefSeq, a predicted model, not a curated record